AUGAAAUCCCUCCCUGUGCUCCUGCUGGUGCUCCUGGACCUGGGACUGGUCCAUGGGGCUGUGCACAGGGUGCCCCUCAGAAGGCAUCAGUCCGUCCGGAAGAAGCUGCGGGCCCAAGGCCUGCUCUCGGACUUCUGGAAGUCCCAGAACUUGGACAUGAUCCAGUUCAUCGAGUCUUGUCAAAUGGACCAGAGUACCAAUGAGCCCCUCAUCAACUACCUGGAUAUGGAGUACUUCGGCACUAUCUCCAUUGGCUCUCCGCCUCAGAACUUCACGGUCAUCUUUGACACUGGCUCCUCCAACCUCUGGGUCCCUUCUGUUUACUGCACCAGCCCAGCAUGCAAGACACACCCGGUCUUCCACCCAUCCCAGUCCAGCACAUAUGAAGAGGUAGGGAAUCGUUUCUCCAUCCAGUAUGGUACUGGGAGCCUGACAGGAAUCAUCGGAGCUGACCAAGUCUCUGUGGAAGGACUGACUGUGGAGGGCCAGCAGUUCGGAGAAAGUGUCAAGGAGCCCGGGCAGACCUUUGUGAAUGCUGAGUUUGAUGGGAUUCUGGGUCUAGGAUACCCGUCAUUGGCUGCUGGAGGGGUAACCCCAGUGUUUGACAACAUGAUGGCCCAGAACCUCGUGGAUCUGCCUAUAUUUUCUGUCUACUUGAGCAGUGACCUACAAGGUAGCUCAGGCAGUGAGCUGACUUUCGGAGGCUAUGACCCCUCUCAUUUCUCUGGGACUCUCAACUGGAUUCCAGUCACCAAGCAAGGUUACUGGCAGAUUGCACUGGACGGGUGA
Microtus ochrogaster (prairie vole) is the source of this 789-nucleotide messenger RNA. RefSeq names its product cathepsin E (gene Ctse). Gene Ontology annotation, biological process: proteolysis; antigen processing and presentation of exogenous peptide antigen via MHC class II. Gene Ontology annotation, cellular component: endosome. Gene Ontology annotation, molecular function: aspartic-type endopeptidase activity. The transcript has 6 exons. The record is from RefSeq and is a predicted model, not a curated record. NCBI's taxonomy places the organism in Eukaryota, Metazoa, Chordata, Mammalia, Rodentia, Cricetidae. Bases 1 to 789 code for a protein of 262 amino acids.